AUGGCGUUCUUAAACAUGGGACCGGAAGUUUAUCUGCUACUGUGGUUUUGGUCCUGUUUGCUGCUUCCCGGCCAUGCGGGACAAGUGCGUUUUGUUGAUACGCAGGUUAUCACCGAGGAAGGGAAACAGUUCAGUCUCAAAGUGGAGCACAUAGGGACAAGCACAGAUAUCGUCAACGUGAUUGUCAAGGUGGACAACAUAAACCAAGACUUCGUCGGCAGCAGCCAAGUGGCGUACUUUCCCCCGGGAGGCACGGGAGGCAGCAGCGUCACUUCCGUCACGUUCACGGUAGCAGACGACAUCGAACCGGAAGUGGAAGAAGUUUACCAGUUCAGCCUCACGGUGAUGGGAAACAGCGCUAACGUCACCGUUCCUAACGUCGCUACUGUAAUCAUCUCUGCGAACGAUGAUGCGUACGGGGUGUUUAGUAUCACAGACCUCCAAAGUCAAGAUGCAGUUGCCAUGGUGGGGACUGACAUAACACCAGCUGCAGGCUCUGUCACAUUCAACAAUGGGGAAACUGUCAACACCAUUCAGCUGCAGAUAAGAACUGACACAAUACCAGAAAAUGAUGAGUAUUUUCAGCUGGCCCUUACAGGUGCAACCCAAGGGGCAAGGGUAGUCAACAACAAUUUCACAAUUACCAUUCGGGCCAACGAUGCACCUUUGAGAUUCCAGCAGGCUGAAUUUAGGUUUGAUGAGAACCCCAUAACUCGGAUUAACAGUGUCACAGUCACAAGAGGUCUAGAUGUGGACGGAGUAACCAAGGUAGGGUCCACUGAGAGUGUGGCCACAGUAAGCUACCUCCUGAUAGCGGGCAGUGCUCAGAGUGUUAAAGACUACCGCGGGCCUGGUGAUCAGAACAGCGGUCAAGUUACCUUUGGAGUGGGCCAGACUUCAGCAAGCAUUAACCUGGAAAUCAUUGACGACAGCGAGCCUGAAAUGGAGGAGGUCUUGCAGAUGAUUUUGUCCUCGCCAACUGGUGAUGUAGUUCUGGUGGCCCCCAACAAAACCAGCAUCCUCAUCACCUCCAACGACAACCCAGCUGGCAUUCUGAGCCUGAGGUCACCUGAUAUGGUGUCUGCCCCUGUCAGUCAGCUGAAUGAGGACAAAGAUGUGGACACGGUGUUUACUGUGGUGAGGUCGGCUGGGUCAUUUGGAACUGUCAGCGUCAACUGGGAGAUUGUGCGUAAUGACACUGGAUCUGGUCUGGUGGGUGAAGACUUGACGCCUGUGUCUGGCACAGUUACCUUUGCUGAAGGCGAGCGCGAGAAGCAGAUAGUGGUCAAGGUCACACAGGACUCAGCGCCAGAACCCACUGAGAGAUUCAAACUGCGACUGCUGGCCCCUGUGUCUGGUAGCGCCAAAGUGGAGGGCAUAUCUGAGGGGUUUAUACUCAUCCAGGAUAGUGACAACGUGUACGGAAUUGUGGAGUUUGCUGCGGAUGCCAAACAGAAACUUGUAGUGAAUGCGUUACCGCGGAUGCUGCAGCUUGUGAUAGCCAGGGCGGGGUCCAACAAUGGUGAUCUUCACUUGAACAUCUCCCUCGUGUACAAGCCAUCAGACAGCUCCAGUGCAGACAUCCUUGAGAGCUCUGAGCUGGCCGUUGUGAUGAUGUCAGGGGAGGUGGAGCGUACAGAGCAUGUCCAUGUGAAGUAUGAGGCAUUCCUGCAAGUGGGAGGGGUAUUCACUGCUACACUGAGGAGUGUGAAACUUGUUACAGAGCCCCUAAUAGGUGCCUUCAACAGCCCCUCCCUAGGGGCCCGCACAGUUGCCAGGGUAACAGUGACCCCUGCAGAGGCAAACGGGGAAAUCGGGUUCCAGAACCUUGAUAAGCUGUCUGUUGUGGAACCGGAUGCCUCUCCUCUAGAGGUCAGGGUCCCCCUAUCUCGAGAGGGAACCAGUGGCCAGGCUGUCAUAGGCUGGACCUUACAGGGAAACGGAACUAACGCUGCCUCAGUCACUAGUGGGGAUGUUAGAGCAAUGUCUGGAUCUGUUGUCAUGGAGUCUGGUUCAUCAGUGACUUACAUCGUCCUAAUGAUUCUGCCGGAUGAUAUUCCUGAACUUAACGAAGAGAUGACCUUGACAUUGAACUCAGUUGACCCGGCAGGGACUCAGCGACUGAGAGCCGGCUUCACACGCAAGUCUGUUGUGAUUGGUCAGAACGACAAUCCUGGUGGAGUGUUCCAGUUUGAAGCCAGCGAGCCCCUCACUUAUUCUAUUGCAGAGGGAGCCACCCCGAAGGAGUUCACAGUGGUUCGGGACUUUGGGGACCUUCUUGAGCAAUCAAUACAGUACAUCAUCAUCAACGGAGACCAGGAUUUCUUUGGGGCCACCAACGUGCUGACCUUCCCAGCAGGGGUCAAAGUUCGAAGGUUCUCUGUAGCGGCCAUGGCUGAUGGAAUCCCGGAGCUGGAGGAAGUCUUCACUCUACGCAUCCAAAGUUACGGAGCCAGUAAUGCAGUGAUUGGUCAGCGGUCCAGUAUAGAACUGCAGGUCCCCAAGAACGACAAUCCAAAUGGAGUGCUGCAGUUGCCAAAGCCAGUUGUCUACCUUAACGAGAGUAAAGGAGCAGUGAAGGAAGUAGCCACCAUUCCAGUCCAGAGGAGCAUGGGGAUGUUUGGGGGUAUUCAGGUGACCUGGUCCCUCUCACCUGGAGACGACAUUGACCUUCGACCUUCAUCAGGCUUUGUGACCUUCACCUCUGACCAGGACAUAGCCUAUAUCACCCUUGAAUCAGUACCCGAUGAGAUCACUGAGUCAGCUGAGAAUUUCACCUUGACCUUGAGUGCUCCCCAAGGCGGGGCAGUGUUGGGACAGAAUGCCAAGUGUACAGUCUUGAUCACGGCCAAUGACUUCCCGAUCAUAUUUGAAACGCUAGCCCUGCGUGUGGAGGAGCCUUCCGAGACGUCAGUUGUGAUACAACGAGAGGGGGCUCUCAACACCGCUGUCACGCUGAAAUACCAGACACUAGAUGGCACUGCAAGCUCCGUGCAGGGAGACUACUCUAACAUCACAGCGGGACAGGUGACAUUUAGCCCAGGUGAAGCACAGAAGUCUGUUACAGUCCGUGUGUUAGACGACACGACCCCUGAGGGUCCGGAGACAUUCUUUCUGCAGGUCUAUGAAAUCAUCGGGGAUGCAGUAUUCCAGGGUCCAAACCAGGUGAACAUGACGAUACUUGACAAUGAUGAGGCCUAUGGAACCUUCCAUUUCAUAGCCCCGUUCUCACAGCAGGUGGAUGAGGGCAGCACAGUCAGUUAUGGAAUCUCCCGCAGUGGAGGUGUGUUCGGCGGUGUCGAUGUUUUCUUUGAGAUAUUUGCUGUGCCAACUAAUGCAAAGGCUUUAAAUGGCGGGGAUUUUAUGACGGCACAGAAUCUCAGCGUGCGAUUUCAGAAAGGGGAGGCUACCCAGUACAUGCAGAUAACUCCGAGAGUGGAUAACGAGCCAGAAAAUGAGGAAAUAUACACUAUCAAGAUAUCCAGUCUUAGAGUUUUCGAUGGUCGCACAGACAAAGUCCUCUUCCGGAUAUCUGAUCUUGACAACAGUGCCAUGGUGACCAUACUGGCCAGCAACGACCCCAAUGGGAGAUUUGGAUUUCCUUUGGAGUCAAAGGAACGCACGAUUGCAGAGGACUUUUACCCGGGAAUGGCUUCUUCCACACAGGCCAGCCUGCGCGUGGAGAGACGCAUGGGGACCUUUGGAACUGUCGAGGUAUUAUGGGAGGUGUACUCAGACAAGGUCUCUGGUACCCUGCCCCCAGUAUAUGACCUCUUGUUCCUGGGAACCAUUCCAUCCUCAUUUAUGCUGGUUCCCAGUAAGAAGCGUCUGGGAACAGGAACCAAUGUGGUCUCUUUUACAGGAAAUUCUGCUUCUUACGUGUCUGUACCUCAAAUGUACCACCCUACGGCUUCUGAUAUCUCUGACGGCUUCUCUAUAUCGUCAUGGAUACAGCCGUUCUCCAACACCAACGGUUACGUAAUGGCAAAAACCAAUGACAAUGGGUCUAGACAUUUCUAUUCCCUGAAACUGAUCACCAACAGCUUACAGACACAGAUUGUGUUCGGAUACUCUGUCACUGGCUCAAAUGAGAAUGUAAUUGAGACCGUGACGUACCAGCGCAACAUUGAAGACACACUGUGGCAUCAUCUCGUGGUAUCGUUAGACAAGGGAGUCAUAUAUUUCUAUGUGGACACAGUAUUUGUAGGGACAAGAACCCUGCCCCAGUCUCAGGUCCUGAUUGACUCCAGGGGCAGCCUGACUGUAGGGGCCAUAUACCCAGGCUCACAGCAGUUCAGUGGAUACAUGCAAGAUGUCAGGAUAUACACUAAUAAGCUCACAGACGUUGAGAUCCAGGAGCUGUAUGAGACCCCAGCCCGGACUGACCUUACCACGAUAUCCGGCUACAUCACGUAUCUGGAGGGUCUGAGAGAGGGCAGGAUUGACCUCUCCUCUCUGCAGGACACUGAGGAGGAGGGGGAGGAAGUGUUCACUGUGAGGCUGAUACAGGCAAAAGGGGGAGCUACUCUGUCUGGUGUUGAUGCUGUGGCAACCAUUACUAUUUUAAAGAGUGACAAUGCCAAUGGGCUGUUUUAUUUCCCACAACCCUGCCAACCCCCCUCACCCUCUACUGAGGCUGCCACCAUUACAUGCACUGUUGCUAGGCAACGUGGUGACGACGGUCAGGUCAUCGUGACCUGGUCAGUGUACCAGUUGAUAGGGAGUCAGGUUACCUUGGCAACCCAGGACUUUGUUGAAUAUACCGGACAGGUUGUGUUUGCUGCUGGGGAAAGGACAAAGGACUUCUCUGUGAAACUUUUGGAUGACAGUAUUCCUGAACCCAUAGAGACCUACGUUAUUCGUCUUAUUAACAUUUCCACGGAAGACAACAAAGUUGGCACCACCAAUGCCAGUGGAGCUAGCAUAGAUCCGGCCAACAGUAAUUCCACGGUUGUCAUGACAGAGAAUGACUUUCUGAACGGGUUGCUCCAGUUUAAGCCAGAUGGUGUUCCACCGUUACCAAAUGAUCCUUACAUAGAACCAAUGCUCGAGUCUCCAACGGUCCGAGUGCGAGAGGAAUCGGGCGUGGCCCGGCUGCUAGUGGUGCGUGCCAUGGGCUACACAGGUGAGAUAACUGUAGAGUGGAGAACCACAGACGGUAGUGCCAAGAGCAGCGGGAAAACUCCAGUGGAUUACACAGCGGCUGUAGGGCGGCUCACAAUGAAGGACCAGGUACGAUAUGCAUUCAUUAACAUCACCAUAGUGGACAAUAGCAUCCCAGAGGACGAGAAAACCUUCGUGGUGACCUUGUUGAACCCUUCAGGCGGAGCCGCACUAGGAAAGGGUUCGGCAGUGAUUGUAUUGAUCCAGCCAUCAGAUGGAGCCUUUGGGGUGUUCCAGUUUGGACCAAAUUAUCGCGGGAUUCAAGUAAUGGAGACUGGGGAUAGUGGAUUCAAUGUUGUGCCUAUACAGAUUGAGAGGGUUGGAGGAAGCAUUGGUCAGACAGUGGUAUCUUGGGAGGUGACUGGAGACAAGAACAAUGACAUAGUUGACCACUCUGGCAACGUAACCUUUGCCAACCAGCAACUGACAGCUGACCUUGGGUUGAAGGUCAGGGGUGAUACUGCACCCGAGCUGGAUGAACUCUUUGUGGUGCAGAUCAUAGCUGUCACAAGGGGAGAGCUGGGUCAGUUUCUAAGGUCAGAGGUCACCAUACUUGCAAAUGAUGACCCGUAUGGCAAGUUUGUGUUCCCCACUGCAAUGAGACCAGUCUUUGUGAACGAGAGCAAUCAAUUGGUUGCUAUGGAGAUUCACAGACUUGGUGGGUCAUUUGGAGCAGUGGAGGUCAACUACAUAACAUUGACCCCCAACGAGACCUUCCACUACAUCCCAGCCACAGUCCCUAGAGCUGACCUAAAUGACUUUCAGACUGUAAAUGGGUCAGUGAGAUUCAUGGCGGGUCAAGAAGUUGCGACCUUUAACCUCCAAAUUCUUGAAGACCUUGUUCCAGAGGAGGACGAGGUCGUGUAUGUGAGGCUGACUGGGGUCAGAUUGGUGGAGACUGCACAAAUCAGAGCAGUGGACAACUCGCCACGCCUUGGUACUGAGACAGACUUGUAUGGGCAGAUAAUCAUCUACAGCAAUGACAACGCCAACGGAGAGCUGGUGUUGACUCCCCAGUCACCAACAGUUUACGAGAACCAAACAGAAUCAUUCCUGUUUGUGACACGUUUUGGAGGUGCAUUUGGAGAGGUGACUGUCACAGUAAAAACAGUGGAUGGCACAGCGUUAUCUGGCGUGGAUUACAUUCUCAUGUCAAACCAAGUGACGCUUGGGCGAGGAGAGACAAAGGCAGCAGUUCCGCUGAGAAUCAUUGAUGACUCCUUGCCGGAAUUGGCAGAAACCUUCACAGUGCAGUUGGAUAAGGUGUUAGGCGGAGGGGUGCUUGGUACUACCAUCAGUACCAAUGUCGUUAUCAAUACCUCAGAUGAUCCUAAUGGAGCUUUUGAGUUCACAACUGAUGGCAUGUCAGUGGAGGAGCCAGACACUGGGCCCCUGGCUGUCAACCUGACAAUUGUGAGGACGGGCGGAACCCUGGGGGUCAUGACCUUGGAAUGGGUCGCCAUGCUGGGAGGUGGUGUUGCCCAAGAGGAUGUCAGCCCGUCGUCAGGCAGUGUCUUCUUUGUGAGCAACGAGGGAAGUCGACAAGUCACCAUCUCUGUCCUUUCUGACAAUAUACCCGAGGGUCAAGAGGAUGUAAAGAUCCAGCUGACAAAGGUAUCAGAGGGCGGUCGUAUAGGGGCGCGGGGCAUGUUCACUCUUUCCAUCCUGGCCAAUGAUAACCCACACGGCUCCGUGCAGCUCGCCCAGACACAGUACUCUGUGUCGGAACUAGACACAAACUCGCUGCAGAAUAUCCGAGUCACUCGAUCAGGAGGCAGUUUUGGAGAGCUGCGUGUGUACUACAGCACAGGCAGCGUGUCUCUUCUACAAGACAUCAACACCAACAUAGGUGACGCCAGUGUGUUCCAGUACUUCCGUACUCCUAUACUCGGGGGUCGAGGAAUCACAGGCACUGAUGUCACAGUGACACCUGGGCAGAACACUUCACUGGUGUGUGCCAAGGCGUGCCUUCAGCAGAUGUCUUGCAAGUCUUUUGAGAUCCAUGUGUCCGUGGAUACCAACACCUGUACCUUGCACGACACCACCACGUCUUCUCCUAUGAACAUCACAUCCACUAACAUGAAAUACUACGAGAAAGACUCUACCAAGGCAGGGGAGUUAACUGGUGUCCAUGCCACACCAGGUGAGGACUACAGCGUGGUUACCAAUGGUUACAUCCUCCUGGCAGAAGGCACCACAGAGGGACAACUUCCUGUCACAAUCCUCGCAGACAGUGUACCGGAACUCGAUGAGAAAUUCAUGGUGAUGUUAACUCGGGUGGACGUGACAGGUGCCCCGCCUUCCCCCCAGAAUUCCCCAUACCUUGGUGGGCUACGGAAUGCUACAGUGACCAUUCUUGCUAAUGACAGUCCAUACGGUGCAUUUACAGUGUACAGUGAUAGUCCGCUAGCAAUGGAGGGUGGUCAUAUGGUUCAGGUGGAGGAACGGCCAAAUUAUGCUGUUGAUUUGAUUGUUGAACGGCAAGGAGGGUCAAUGGGAGAGGUUUUGGUACAAUGGUCAGUGGACGCUGCCAACAGUACUGCUGUAUACAACGUGGACUAUCGAGCGGACGGGGCUACCUUGACAUACCUCCCCGGGGAGACCAGAAAAUUGAUAAGCAUCACCAUUCUGGAUGACACGAUGCCAGAGCUGAUGAAGACUGUCAUAGUCCGGUUGAGCAAUGUCCAAGGUGGGGCCACAAUCAAGAACAGCAACGCCACAAUCCAAAUCCUUGAGAAUGACAAUGUAGCUGGAGUCCUCUCCCUUAGCAGCUCAUCAGUGCAGGCAAAGGAAGGGGACACAGUGGGUCUGAAGGUACUGCGUAACCCCUCACAAUUUGGAACAGUGAACGUGGACUGGGAAAUAAGGGGCCUUAAUGGCCUUGACCCCUCUAAGGGCUUCAGGGCCUACCAGGGAUCAAUGCAGUUUGCUCCGGGUGAAAGUGAGAAGACAAUCCAACUAGAAGCGCUCAGUGACAACAUUCCUGAGGUGAAUGAAGAGUACCAACUCCACCUGGUCAACAUGAGGACUACAGGUGUUGGUACGAGUGGUGCUGCCUCACUGGACCCCAUUCUCCGCACAGCCAGUGUGACGAUCCAGGGUAGCAACAAUCCCCACGGGGUGCUCCAGUUCAGCAGCAACUCUCUGAAUGUCCGCGUCAGUGAGGCCAGCAACACGGUCAGAAUUCAGCUGGACAGGAAGUUUGGAGCUAUUGGUGCAAUCCGUGUUGAAUAUGAAAUCACAAAUGGAUCAGUUUCACUGCCAACAAGUGAACUCGUUUAUGCGACCCCAAACACAGACUUUGUUGCCGAAAAGAAAUUCAUCGAUUUUGCCAAUGGUGUGUCUUCUGCUGCUAUCAAUGUGACGAUCAUGGAUGAUGAAACACCAGAAGUAGAUGAGGUGUUUGUUGUACGUCUGCUGUCUGUUGUUCUGAUUAACCAACAAUCAUCUGGAGAACCACCAGUACUGGGGAGCAGUGGUAUAGUGUCCCAGGUCAUUGUUAAUGCCAAUGACGGCACAAAGGGUGUUGUCAUAUUCAAACAGGAUUCGGCCACAGUUCAAGUUGAUGAGACUAGCCGAAACAUUUCCCUGACAGUUGUGCGCGAUCGUGGGACGUUUGGCGAGGUGUCAGUCUUCUUCUACGCUCAAAGUCUAAUUGACGGCACAAACCUUGGACUGGACUACAAGAUUACUCCACAGGAGCUCGUGUUUCUACACGGCGAUACUACACGCCAAAUUCAGAUCGAGAUCGUCAAUGACGACAUUCCUGAGCCUGAUGAGAUCUUUGAGAUAGUUCUCUCAAACCCCACAAAUGGACUGGUCCUUGGUGUACCCAGUAGAGCCACAGUGACCAUUCUUGCCAAUGAUGACCCAGCAGGGUUUGUUUACUUGGAAUCUGUUGACCUAAUUACCCUUGAUGAACCCUCAAAGACAGAGUCCCUCGUGUCAAAGGUUGAUGUCACUAUCGGUCGAGGCCCUGGGAUAUACGGUGUGGUUCAUGUUCCAUUUGAGAUUGUACCAGAGAUUGCAAGCAAUAGGAACGAUCUAACACCUAUGCAGGGAACCAUCACACUUGAAAAUAAGCAGAUGUCUGCCGUUCUCACGCUGACUGUACUUGAUGAUGAGAGACCCGAGGAUGUGGAGAGAUUUACUCUGCGUCUGCUGGCUCCUGACAACGCGGCCCAGCUGGGGACCAAGACUGCGAGAACCAUCAUCAUCAACUCCAAUGACUCACCUAAUGGACUGUUCAGUCUGUAUGCUGCGGGAACUAGGCUACGCGAGGUCAGUGUGGAGGAAGGGGUGGGUAUGCUGCAGUUUGACAUUGUGCGCACCCAGGGGCUUGAGGGGCGGGUCACAGUUGACAUGGUAACCGAGCCUGGGACUGCCGACACUACCGCUGAUGUAGCGUCUGUGCAGCUAGUUCCUGUACAGGUUUUGCCGACUACCUAUGUUGAGAACUGGUACAGCUAUACUGUCAACAGCACCACAUACCUGCUGAUGAUGAAACCCACAGUAGUUGGGGAGAUGACCUCUGAGCUGGGAUCACAGGGGUCCGCUGGGCCUGUUGACAUGGCAACGCUUUUUCACACGACCCUGUUCAGGUGGCAGGGAGAAUUAGUACCUCUUCAGACGGUUGAGACAGACGGCGUGUCAGGUGCCACGGCGUUCAGAAUUGACACUGUGGACUACCUUGUGGUCUCCAACAAGGGCAACUACAACCGCUACCUGACCCAGUCACGGCUGUACCGAGUCAACCCCAGUGGAAACCUCACUCUGAUUCAGAAACUCGACACCAAGGGUGCCACAGAUGUGGCCUACUUCACCAAGAACACCCUACACUACAUAGUGAUAGCUAACUCCAUGGACAAUGCCGGAAACACCCGGGUGAAUUCUGAUAUCUGGCGUUGGGAGCCGGGCAAUAAACAGUUCGGGAAAGUGUCCUCGUUGCUGACGCUAGGUGCAUCUGCCGUGGAGGUGGUCAAUAUCAACGAGAACCUGUACCUUGUAGUGGCCAACCAGUAUGAUAGCGUGGAUAAGACAUACACUGUGGACUCCAAAGUGUACAAGUUUGACUCCAACGCUCAGUUUUCACAGCAUCAAAGUUUGGCCACUCUGGGUGUGGCUGAUGUCAGACACAUCAGAGUUCGCUCCCUUGACUUGUUAAUCAUCGCCAACAAUCGCGACAACACGGUCAGUAGUCCACAGAAAUCUGACGUGUAUCGCUGGGACAUCACCACGCAGAUGUUUGUUCUACACGAAAGGCUAGAGACAACCAGAGUGGAGCAAGUGGAAAUAUUCACAGCCUUUGAUGAUACAGUAUAUGCCAUGUUCUCCAACUCCAUCGGUUCCUCUGCCUUUUUUGGCUGGGAUGUCCAGAACAGCCGGUUCCAGGCAGUCUGGUCUGGUCGCCCUGCACUCAGCAUGGUCCCCAUCACAGUGGGGCAGGGAGCUGGAAAUAUGAACCUGAUAGCUGUGGCAGACAAAAACAUCACUACCAAUCCAGUCUUGUACCAGCUUAUUAAAGUCAAGGACAGUGACUUUGCACCAAGGGUGGUUACCAUGACAAUGGAUGCAGGUCAAGACCUUCUACAUGCCUCUGUGUACGUCUUUCAAGACACGACCCCUGAGGACACCGAGACCUUCUAUGUGACCUUGAGGUCCCCGGGGGGUGGGGCGGAGAUCAGUGUCAACAACAAGAUUGCUGUCAACAUUCUCUCUAAUGAUAACGCACAUGGAGUCAUUGAAAUAGCAGCUGACUCUCUGGAGAUACAAACCCAGGAGCUUGCUGGUAGAGACAACACUGUGCAGGUGAAUGUCAUACGUCGCUAUGGAUACUUUGGCCAUGUGACCGUGAGGUGGAUUGUUACGGGCGACCACGAUGGCACCAAUGAUAUCACCCCUCUUGAAGGAAUUGUUGAAUUUGCCACAGGGCAGGCUGUGGCCACUGUAAGCCUGACAGUGCGAGAUGAUGACAUUGCAGAGCUACAGGAAGUGACCUACCUGCGGCUGACAGAGGUCAUACAGUCUGGAACCAGUCUACAGGGCAGAGGGGCAGCCAUAGGCGUCAACAACACGGCCAAGGUGGUUGUGCUGGCCAAUGACUCGCCAUAUGGGGUGGUACGGUGGGAGACAACGUCCCAGACUGUGGUAGAACCUGAGGGAUCUGACACCACCAUUGUUUUGUAUGUUGUGCGGGAACAGGGCAUGUCUGGCAUCUUACAGGUCACCUACAUAACGUCAGUUGAUGAUACAAUCCCCAUCUCCCAGCAGGCCGUGUCAGGUCAGGACUUUAUAUCACGGCAAGGCAUGGCGUUGUUACAAGAGAAUGUGACAAGGGUACCAGUGGAGAUUGUUAUCAAACAGGACACCAUACCAGAGGCUGCUGAGCUGUUUCUGGUGAACCUGACCAGUGUUGUGUUGGUAGGUAACUUCCCUUCCCCGGGAGCAGCACCCAGCAUCCGUUACCCUGGUAACACCGUAAUGGUUACCAUCUCUGAGAAUGAUAACGCUCGAGGCAUUGUUCAGUUUAACGUUACCACUAACAUUGAAGGAAGGAUUGACAUCUAUGAGGAGUUUGGUAUGAACACCACCGUACCUCUGACUGUGAGCCGGUCUGUGGGCCUGUAUGGGCCGGUGACGGUGACCUGGCAGGCUGAGCCAAGGGAGGCAACUGUGUUGGACUUCAGUCCCUCCAGUGGAACGCUCUCCCUUGCUAACCUGCAGCAGAGUGCCAAUAUAUAUGUGACCAUCAUUGAUGAUAACAUUCCUGAGAAUAUGGAGACUUUUGACAUAUCGCUGAUAAGUGUGACAGGCGGGGCAUUGCUUGGACCAUCCAAAUCGGUUAGAGUGGCCAUUCUGAAGAAUGACUCUCCAAAUGGACUGUUCAGAUUUGUUACCUCGGAGGUGGUGGUGAAAGAGUCGCGCACAGAGACUGACCCCAAUGGGGAGGCCAGGUUGAUAGUGGAGCGUGUCCAGGGGUCAGAGGGCGUGGUCAACGUCCAGUGGAGGCUCAACGCAGAGGCAGUGUACGAUUUUUACGAGCCUCUUUUAGGCACCAUGAUGUUUGCCCAGGGUGAGAAGACAAAGUCUCUGUCCCUGAGGACCAAGCCAGACUCCAUCCUGGAGGGCGAGGAGCGGUUCCGUGUGUCUCUGGUUGCCGUGGACAACAACGCCGACAUCAGCCACACCCAGGGUGACGCCCGCAUCAUUGUAUUGCCUGACCCUGGGGCGAGUGGCACUAUUGAGAUAGUGCCGGAAAGCAGGCUGGUCUAUAUAGGUGAGCCGGGUGAGUCCAGUCCCAACUACAAGGGUCAGGUGCAGAUAGUGUUGACCAGGGGGUCCGGUAUCUAUGGGGACGUGUCCGUCUCCUGGGCGAUAACUCCACGAGACCAGAGUGCCUUCCUGCAAGUGGAGGGAACAGUGACCAUUGUGGACCUGCAACAGAAGGCAGCAAUUACACUGCAGGCAUUGGAUGACAGUAUUCCGGAGUUACGUUCAAUCUACACGCUGCAGCUUAGUUCUGCCACAGGGGGCGCUGUUCUGUCAUCAGUUUCCUCUGCAACUAUGUCCGACAUUGUGUUUGUUGCGAGCGACCACCCCCACGGGGAGUUUGUGUUUGACCUUCCAGAAACCUUUAUUACCACAGAGGACAGAUUCUCAGUUAGUUUGCCAGUGAUCCGUCGUGGGGGUCUGAAUGGCCAGGUGUUUGUGACGUACAAGACAUACCCGGGCACAGCGACUGAGCUCGACUAUUUCCCUGAAGAGGGGACAUUGACCUUCCAACAUGGACAGAACCAGCUCUUCAUAGACAUCCAGUUGAGGCAGGACGAUGUACCAGAGGGCCCAGAGAGCUUCUAUCUUAACCUGACCUCCGCCAGACUGGUGGAUCCAAGCUCCUACAACUUCACUUUGGUUUCCGGCCUACAACUUGACCAGAGACCAGUGAUUGGUUCCCAGGGAGUGAAGGAGAUGGUCAUAGAGAGGAAUGACAAUGCUGAGGGGACCAUCCAGUUUACGGACCUGGCAAUGCAGUUCACAGUGACAGAAGAAGAAGGUGUUGCUAAGAUUCCGUUGAUAAGGACUGGUGGUAACUAUGGAGCUGUGUCAGUGCUCUACAGGGUGAUCAAUGUCACGGCAACUGUGGGGGAAGAUUACGUGAGCACGCAGGGGGUGGUAACCUUUGCAGACGGCAGUCGCAAUGCAACUCUGGAUAUCACCAUCCUGGACGAUUCAAGCAUGGAGAAUACAGAGACAUUCAGAGUGGAGUUAGUCAGUACAACAGGUGGAGCUGUCUUAGGAAAGGCAGCAGUUUCCACGGUGACAAUUGCAAAGUCAGAUUAUCCAAACGGAAAGUUUGGGUUUAAAGGUCAGCUGAUCAUCACUGUAGAUAACCCCGCAAGGACCCUACAAAGGAUGUUUACAGUUGAAAGAACCAGCGGGCUUCUAGGUGAACAAACGGUUUUCUGGCAAAUCUUUGGACCGAACAAUCCCACCUCACCUCUACAGGGUACAAACGACAUAUCCUAUGUUGUCGGUAGCAACGAGCUCACAUCUGGAACUCUAAAGUGGGCAGAUGGGGAAGCAGGGGACAGAACUUUCACUCUCAACGUCAAGCCUUUCUCAAGCUGGGAGAUAGAAAAGACCUUUGUUGUCAAGAUCACAAAGGUCGAGGGGUCACCGGUUACUAGCGGUAAUGGUGAGGUCAGCCCAACAACUGGUGCAGUAUUGCUGACUAUAUCCAAGUUUGGUGACCCCAAUGGCAUUGUACUCUUUGACGGCCCUGCUCAGCUAGCCCGGGAGUAUGAGGAACCAGACGGGGUGACCACUCUUGCUGUACAGUUCCCCAUCAUCCGAAGACAGGACACUGGAACUGUCGGCAAUAUUGAGGUGUUCUGGGAGGUCCAAGGCCCGAUAGACAUGGCCCGUCCUGACAUGCAGCCUAUCAAUGGCUCUGUCCUGUUGGCGGACGAGGAACGAUCAGCUGCCAUUACCCUCCAAAUCAUGCCUGAUACAAUUCCUGAACUCUCUGAAACGUUCCGAUUGGCUCUCACAAAAAUUGUUGGUGGCGCCGAAAUAGACAAGCAGUACAACUUGUCUACCUUCACUAUCAAGUACAAUGAUGACCCACACGGUGUAUUUGGGAUAAUCCCGGAGUAUCAGACCGUGAAAGUCAACCCUGUUGACCUGACGAGAAAUGUGCGACUCAACUUCACGAGAUAUGCAGGCGUGUUUGGAAAUGUCAUCCUGACCUUCAGCAUCAAAUAUGACAUUCCCCAAUCUGGCAUCCUCCUUGCACUGAACGAUGGCACAGUGACGUUUGCAGAGGGACUCACAAACAGGAUCCUGGACAUUAAAAUCGAGGGAACUGGCUUCCUGGAAAUAGGCACCACUUUCUCCGUGUCUCUAAUUGAAGUCAACUAUUUAGGGGAAGGAGUGACACGCCUCCCACAGUUCCGGGUCGGUGAGACAGAGGUCAAGGUCAGAGUUCCUGCUGAGGCUGCCAACAGUCAAGUGGGAUUCAAAUACACCAUGAUGGGAGUGGAUGAAGCAACCAGCACAUGCAGACUGAAUGUGCAACGAGUGGGCACGUAUGGUACCGUAAAUGUGUCUUUGACCAGUGGGUUCCCGGGGGGUAAAGUGCUCGCGGGGUUCACGGAGGGCAAAAUACUCCCACCGUCUGGCACUAUAGCCUUACCACACGGAAUUGAGGAAAGGAACUUCACUGUAGAGCUGUCUGCCAAGCUGGGUGUCUCCGAGCUGUUUGCGGUCCACCUGCCCAGCGCCCCCUCAACCAUGGUACCAGGUGGGGCCCGGCUACUCCCGGACAGAUCCCUGGUCCGUAUUGAGCCGUACGGACUGAUACGCUUCUCUACAAACUCCACCCAGCCCUCUGUGUCAGAGAUGUUUGGAAAGAUCUACCUGCAAGUGGAAAGGGUGUAUGGCUCGGAGGGAAAGUUGGAGGUUCAGUACCGUGCUGAGGGGGUUAACGCCUCCCAGUAUGACUUCACUACCCUGGAGAAUCAUGCUGUUGUCAUGGAACCGGGACAGACUGCCGGGCUGAUCAUGAUUGAUAUAGUACAGGACUAUCUUCCAGAGGAGGCAGAAAUCUUCCACGUCAAUCUCACCCGUGUGGAGAAGUUCCCUACAGACACAUCACUCAGUAUCUCCCCUCGUAUUAGCUACUUGCGUGCGACGUCUGUUGUCACAAUCCUGGAGUCCAAUGACCCAUAUGGGGUACUGAACAUGGAGCCAGUGACUGUAACUGUGAAUGAGGCAUAUCAAGAAAUCAACAUAACAGUCAAGCGAACUGGUGGCAUAUUUGGUACAGUUAGUGUCCUUGUGAGGACAGUGGGUGGGGGUGAGGACUGGACAGGGCAGAUCGUCCCCAGGCCAGGCGCCAGUGGGAACAACACAAUCACAGAAGUGUUAGGGAACCGGGAUAGAUUCACAUCCGCUACAGGCGGCUCUGAUUAUGUAGUCUUGGAUACCAAAGUGGAAUUUAAGCAAAAUGAGCUUGCGAAGAAUGUGACGCUGACACUUUUAGCAGACGACAUGGCUGAGCCUGCAGAGACAGUGCUUGUGUACCUGACCCAGCCUACAGGGGGUGCCAGGAUCGCACAAGGGGAACCAGACGGGGGGAAAAAGGGCUUUACCAUUGUAACUGUUUCUGAGAAUGACCUAUCCAAUGGCGUGAUAGGAUUCUCCCAGGACUCUCUGACAGUGUCUGCAAAUGAGGACACCAAUUCUGUGGUUACCCUCAAGCUGGCCAGAACAGAUGCUUUCUUUGGGGAAGUUGAGAUUUCCUGGUUGGCCAAGGUGUCUGCAAACAGUGCUGAGACAGAGGAUGUGAUCCUUGCUUCCCAGCUGGAAAAAACAGCGGGAACUGCCAUGUGUCCUGGGCGAAAAGACGUCUGCUACUUCAACAUCACACUUGUCAAUGAUAACCUCCCAGAAGAGGAGCACAGUUUUGUUGUGAAGCUCACCUCGGUGAAGAAUGAUGCCAAGCUGCACCAGGACAGACUGACAGCUCGUGUGAAUGUAGCAGCUAGUGACCAUAUCAGGGGCCUCAUUCAGUUUACUGAAGACUCCAGGACAAUUAUAGCCAGUAACAUCGAGAGCAGUGUGAGACUGAAGGUCUCUAGAACAAUGGGUCAAGAUUAUCGGGUCGAGGUCGGGUACCGCAGCCUACAGAUGACAUCACAACUGAGUCUAGAUGGGGUGAUGGUGUACCCAGCGCUUGAAGGGGAGGACUAUGCUGGGAAGUCUGGGAUACUUGUGUUCGAAGCAGGGAGGCAGGACCUGCAGUAUGUCGACAUCAGUCUGACACCUUUCCAGGCCUCCAGUAAUCCAUACCCCAAACAGUUCUAUUUGGAUCUUAGGAACCCUACAAAUGGAGCCAGCAUCAAUGUGAAUGCGUCCCGUGCCACCAUACUUCUAGUGGACAGCAAAGAUGUGGCCAUCUGGGACAUAGUUAAGAACCUUCCCACACGUCCACUCAACGAUCAGCAAAUCAAAGACACACUGGGUCAGCUGGAUGCAGCCAUUCAGGUCUCCAACAAGUUCACAGAGAAUGAAGUCUCACUGUCAGAGGACAUACUGGAGAAAAUCAUCGAAGAAGGAUUGGAGAGAAAGCUUACUCCAGCCAUCAUCAACCAGAUCCUGUCCAUACUAUGCAAGUUCCUCACGCCGGACAAAGACGAUGCCACCAGGGGGCGGUUCAAACUGGCCGAGAUCAUGGAGAACACAGCGUAUCUCAUGGUUACGGGGGCUCCCUGCCCCACCCCCCUGCCCCCAGACGUGAUGACACUACAGUGUGUUCAUGCCAAGAUAGUGGCCGCACGCUGGCCUCUCAACAAGAUACAGGGGUACCAGUACCCUGGCAGGCGUCAAGACACCUUUACUGUGCCUGGUGCAGUACCGAACGCAAGAACAAAUGAAAACUCCACUUGUGCUGACUUCCAUUUUAUUGAAUAUGACAGUGAACAGUGGUUUCAAAAAUCUGCGGAGAGACAAUUGCUUAGCAAUAAGAUUAUAUCGUUUGGACUGAAGGGGCGGCCCUCCUCGUACUCUGAUACCCCGGCUGUCUACCGUAUCCACAGUCCAGAUAGACGUAUAGCCACCAGACAGGCAGAGUGUGUAUAUUUCGACACUUCUCUACGCACAUGGGUGUCACCAAGAGAGAUUUGCCAGGUUACAAAUGACCUUGACCUUGGCCUUGAUGAUUAUGUUGACUGCUCGUGCAAGCACCUGACCCACUAUGCUGUCAAGGCCACGACCUCUGACCCUGGACUGGUUGGCUACUCCACCUGGUUUUUCAUCUCUUGCUUCAUUUGUAUGACUGGUCUCUUGCUAGCCAUCCUUGCCCACCAUGUCUGCUCAGUUAGUGCCAUGUUCUCCGCCAGUCUACUCAUGCACAUGUGCUUUGCUGCUAUGGCAACACAGAUCUGCUACGUGGUUGCGGCCUACCUCAGCACAGAUGAGAUCCUGGUGUACACACUGCAGGAGAACAACUACCGCUGUAUUGUGAUGGGCCUAUUCCUUCACUACUUCUUCCUCUGUCAGUUCUCAUGGAUGGUGACUCAGGCCUUCAAUUUCUGGAAGAUUCUUAUAAUGAACGAUGAACACACGGAGAGGAAAUAUGUGAUCUUCUUCCUCCUGGGAUGGGGUUUCCCAGUUGUGAUUGUGGCAGUUUUCUAUGUGGUGACUUUCAAUGUUUACAAAUAUGUCUACGACCUGCCUCUUGGCUUCAUCUAUGGUGAUGUGAACAAUAACGGAGAUAUGUGUUUUGUCACCAAUGCCUAUGCAGGUCUGGCAGGAGUGGUUCUACCCGUUCUGUUGAUGCUUGUGGUGGUUGCCGUGGUGUUUGUGAAGGCAUUCCAGGUCACACCCCAGUGGCAGGCAUAUGACGACAUCUACAGAGGCAGAUAUAACAUCACUGAGAUGCGAAUGCUGCUGCUGUUCUGGGGUACCAUCAUUAUCACAUGGCUCUGGGGAGGGCUGCACCUAGUGUACGGACAGCUCUGGAUGCUUGUACUGUUUGCCAUAUUCAACAUCAUUCAGGGCCUAAUGGCGCUUGUCCUGUAUGCCGUCCUUCGCAACCCUUGUAUUGCGUCCUGCAUCACGCCACAACGUGCUAGCUCCUACUCCAUGACGGGGCAUCUGUUUGACCCCGCCCUGCCCCAGGGUGGGGCUGGCUCCCCAGGGGGUCAGUAUCAGUUCCACCCCAGCACCCUUGAUGUGGGCAGUCUGAAGGGAUCCAGGGCUUCUCUACUGAAUGAGAGUUGGGAGCGAGACUCACAACCCUCCAGGGCCACACGCAGCACAAUGAAAGUGAAGAGGACCCUCCCACAGAGUGGUAAUCUCUACAUCAAGCCCCCCGUCUACCGGCAGAACACCAUCUCUGACACAAAAGACUUCGAUGAUUUGCUGUACGCAUUAAAAACUGGAGGCUCCUUCUCGCCCAGUGAUCUUGACAGCAUGAACAGUGAUAAACCUUCCGAUUCUUCAAGUAUUGAUAAAUAUGAACUGAGGAGGAUUGAUAUUGCGGACACUCAUUUGUAAAUUGUGCAAUACGCUAAUCAAGAUCAAUAUAUACAGAUCUCAUGGGAAUAUUUUAUGUAAUGUUAAAUAAUGUAUAUAUUAUUUUAAAUUUCCUCAUUUUAAUACUUUUAUAUGUGAGUCUCUUGGCAGUACGUAUUAUGGGAUUGACGGUUGGAAGGGCAGUUUUCCGCUCUCUAGGUCAUACAGUUUUUAUGGAAUCUUUGCGCAACUUAAUGGAAAUGUUUGUCAACUUAAAAUGGAGGUCAAGGUCAAUAAUCUGCCAAUGUGGAACAGGCACUUUAGAGUGACCUUCCAUUGUUUACAAAAAAAAGAAACAUUAUUUUUUUUAAGCUCUCUUUACUCAUUUACUUUCUUUACCAAACUGUUCAGAUACAAUUAAAGUAACGUUUCAUAACCAGACAAAAAAUGUGGAAACCCAUGAGGUCUGUUUUUUACAAGCAUAUAGUUAUAUCCAUUAACUUCAUUAGGAUUGACAAAGAUUUUCUUUGAAAAAAAAUGCCCAAUAAUCAGGGCCCAAAGCUGAAUUUAGACAUAACUGUCAAAAAUGUGUUUGUACUUUAAAUUGCUUUGCUAUUGUCACUUAAUGUAUGUACAGGUGUUUAAAAAGAAGUAACUCUAUUUAUUUAUGCUUUAUGCCCCUUUAUAAUAUCAUAAUUCCAUUUAAAUUUUACUAUAUGCGACACUAAUUUCAUUAUCAUUUUUUGUGAUAUUCUAAUUAAAUUGUAUGUGUAUGUUGAACAUGGUAAAUUGAAUUUAUUAUUUUUGUCUUUCAUUUAUUAUUCCGUCUCUGUAGCAAUUGUAAUUAAAUCAUAAAAUCACAUAAUCAAUUAAAUCAUACAUUUUACAGUAUGAUUGUGUACAACAUAGUUGAAAAUUGUAAGUUACUUUGUUAUAUUGAUUAGAUAUUUGUUUUUUGCUUACAACAAAAAUAACAUUUUUGUUAAGAUAUCUAGUCAUUUGGAAAAAUUGUUCAUUUCCUGCUAUUAUUUUGUAGAAAAAUGUUAAUUUGACAUUUUAAUGAAUUGGAUUUACAGUAC
Messenger RNA from Dreissena polymorpha, 19760 nucleotides. Its product is annotated as adhesion G-protein coupled receptor V1-like. Bases 1 to 18723 code for a protein of 6240 amino acids. Gene Ontology annotation, molecular function: G protein-coupled receptor activity. The record is from RefSeq and is a predicted model, not a curated record. The transcript has 106 exons. Gene Ontology annotation, biological process: G protein-coupled receptor signaling pathway; cell communication; negative regulation of adenylate cyclase activity. NCBI's taxonomy places the organism in Eukaryota, Metazoa, Mollusca, Bivalvia, Myida, Dreissenidae. Gene Ontology annotation, cellular component: membrane.